This is a messenger RNA of Vigna umbellata (rice bean), 1711 nucleotides long. RefSeq names its product protein JINGUBANG-like. The record is from RefSeq and is a predicted model, not a curated record. NCBI's taxonomy places the organism in Eukaryota, Viridiplantae, Streptophyta, Magnoliopsida, Fabales, Fabaceae. Gene Ontology annotation, molecular function: protein binding.
CAAAGAGGGGUCGCAUAUGGAAUGAUGCAGAAGAGAGCACGACAAUAAGAGAACAGUUGAGAAACAUUUAUACCAUAAUAAAUACACUCCACCCAUCGUCCAAACCCUUAUUACGUUUGUUAUAGCUCAACUGUGAGGGAUAAUUUGUAAAGUCCCAAUUACUACUAUAGCUACCACUUUUGUUUCUUUAAUUCCAAGCACAUAUUCUUCUCAUCACGCCAUGGAUUUUCAUGGCAAGGACACCCUCCUCAGCCUAAUGGACACCGAAAAGUCAGAACCACCACAAUCCCCUCUUCACCUUCAUCUCCAAACCCACAGAGAGAUAAGCGAACAAGACCUUCAGUUCAGUUCCCCAAGGCCUUCAAGCUCCGAUGGCAUGUUCCCUAUCAUGCCGGAUUCACCAUGGACACUUUCCCCUCUCCCAACCCCUUCGUCUUCUUUGCUUUACCACUGCAUCGCUUCGCUCCACCGCCACGAAGGUAACAUCUACGCAAUCGCUGCUUCAAAGGGUUUGGUAUUCACCGGCUCCAACAGCAGCAGAAUCCGUGUCUGGAAGCAGCCAGAUUGCAUGGACAGAGGGUAUCUCAAAGCCAGCUCCGGUGAGGUGAGAGCCAUUCUCGCUUAUAGCAACAUGCUUUUCUCCACGCACAAGGACCACAAGAUAAGGAUAUGGACCUUCACCGUUUCAGAUAACUUCAAGUCCAAGAAACUAGGCACUCUCCCUAGAAAGAGCUCGAUCCUCAUGUUCCCCUCGAGAGGGAAGAACACGCCCAAGCACAAAGAUUCCGUCUCUUGCAUGGCGUAUUACCACUCCGAGGGCCUCCUUUACACCGGCUCCCACGACAGAACAGUGAAGGCGUGGCGUGUUUCCGACAGAAAAUGCGUCGACUCGUUCGGCGCACACGAGGAUAACGUCAACGCCAUAUUGGUGAACCAAGACGAUGGUUGUCUUUUCACCGGAUCCUCCGACGGGUCGGUGAAGAUAUGGAGAAGGGUGUACACUGAAGACUCGCACACUCUCACCAUGACUCUCAAAUUCCAACCCUCCCCCGUCAACGCUCUGGCGUUGAGUUGCUCGUUCAACCACUGCUUCCUCUAUUCGGGGUCCUCCGAUGGGAUGAUAAACUUCUGGGAGAAGGAACGGCUGUGCUACAGGUUCAACCAUGGAGGGUUCUUACAGGGUCACCGAUUUGCGGUUCUUUGUUUAGCGACGGUAGGGAACAUGAUAUUCAGUGGGUCAGAGGACACCACCAUUAGGGUAUGGAGGAGAGAGGAAGGGAGUUGCUACCAUGAGUGUUUGACGAUUUUGGAUGGACACAGAGGACCGGUGAGAUGCUUGGCUGCAUGCCUGGAGAUGGAAAAGGUUGUGAUGGGAUUCUUGGUGUACAGUGCUAGUUUGGAUCAAACAUUCAAAGUUUGGAGGAUUAAAGUUUUGCCCGAUGAAAAAAUGUGCAUGGACUACAGUGAGCAGUGUGAAGCCCCAAGGGUGAAGAUCAGGGACUACGAUAUGAGCCCGGUUCUGUCGCCUUCUUGGGUGGAGAAGAAGCUUCAAGGUAGCUAUUUCCAGUAGGAUUAAUGUAAUUAAUUAGUUACUGAUAAUCAUCAUUAAUCGAUAAGAAUAACCAUAAUCAUCUUCUUGCUCUUACACUUAAGAUAUACAAUAUGCAUGUGUAGAGUAGUAGUGUCUGUUUUUGUGUACUUUUGAUGAUUU